AUGUACAGAACUCCCCCACCCCCAGCCUACAUGUACAGAACUCCCCCACCCCCCAGCCUGCAUGUACAGAACUCCCCCACCCCCAGCCUACAUGUACAGAACUCCCCCACCCCCAGCCUGCAUGUACAGAACUCCCCCACCCCCAGCCUGCAUGUACAGAACUCCCCCACCCCCCAGCCUACAUGUACAGAACUUCCCCACCCCACCCCCAGCCUGCAUGUACAGAACUUCCCCACCCCCAGCCUGCAUGUACAGAACUCCCCCACCCCCCAGCCUGCAUCCUACAUGUACAGAACUCCCCCACCCCCAGCCUACAUGUACAGAACUCCCCCACCCCCAGCCUACAUGUACAGAACUCCCCCACCCCCAGCCUGCAUGUACAGAACUCCCCCACCCCCAGCCUGCAUGUACAGAACUCCCCCACCCCCCAGCCUACAUGUACAGAACUCCCCCACCCCCCAGCCUACAUCCCGCAUGUACAGAACUCCCCCACCCCCAGCCUGCAUGUACAGAACUCCCCCACCCCCAGCCUGCAUGUACAGAACUCCCCCACCCCCCAGCCUGCAUGUACAGAACUCCCCCACCCCAGCCUGCAUGUACAGAACUCCCCCACCCCCACCCCCCAGCCCGCAUGUACAGAACUCCCCCACCCCCAGCCUGCAUGUACAGAACUCCCCCACCCCCAGCCUGCAUGUACAGAACUCCCCCACCCCCAUCCCCAGCCCGCAUGUACAGAACUCCCCCACCCCCAGCCUGCAUGUACAGAACUCCCCCACCCCCAGCCUGCAUGUACAGAACUCCCCCACCCCCAGCCUGCAUGUACAGAACUCCCCCACCCCCAGCCUACAUGUACAGAACUCCCCCACCCCCAGCCUGCAUGUACAGAACUCCCCCACCCCCCAGCCUGCAUGUAUAGAACUCACCCACCCCCCAGCCUGCAUGUACAGAACUCCCCCACCCCCCAGCCUACAUGUACAGAACUUCCCCACCCCACCCCCAGCCUGCAUGUACAGAACUUCCCCACCCCCAGCCUGCAUGUACAGAACUCCCCCACCCCCCAGCCCGCAUGUACAGAACUCCCCCACCCCCCAGCCUGCAUGUACAGAACUCCCCCACCCCCAGCCUGCAUGUACAGAACUCCCCCACCCCCAGCCUGCAUGUACAGAACUCCCCCACCCCCCAGCCCGCAUGUACAGAACUCCCCCACCCCCCAGCCUGCAUGUACAGAACUCCCCCACCCCCAGCCUACAUGUACAGAACUCCCCUACCCCACAGCUUGCAUGUACAGAACUCCCCCACCCCCAUGUACAGAACUCCCCCACCCCCCAGCCCGCAUGUACAGAACUCCCCCACCCCCUCAACAACACCCCGGGACUCGAUCAGAAGGCUUUUGUUCAACUCGAUUACGAGCCGUAA
Molecule: messenger RNA, 1416 nt
Organism: Physella acuta
Lineage: Eukaryota; Metazoa; Mollusca; Gastropoda; Physidae
Source: RefSeq, a predicted model, not a curated record